Messenger RNA from Camelina sativa (false flax), 2451 nucleotides. Its product is annotated as GDSL esterase/lipase At3g14220. Gene Ontology annotation, biological process: endoplasmic reticulum organization. Gene Ontology annotation, molecular function: lipase activity. The record is from RefSeq and is a predicted model, not a curated record. Lineage: Eukaryota; Viridiplantae; Streptophyta; Magnoliopsida; Brassicales; Brassicaceae.
AGAUUAUUAUUAAGACACCAUGGCUUUGGUGAAUUUUCCCAAACAAGGGUAGUUGGAAGAUUUGUAAAGUGAGUUUAUGAUAUGUUCCUACCUUGGUAAUGUUGCAAGCUCCAUGUUCCCACCUUGUUCCAGUUGACUUCUUCUGUUCUUCAAGAGUAAGAAAAGAUAAUCAAACCGGAGUUAAUUUCGGUUUGGUAUAUCACAUAAGUUUAAGGGACAGUUAACACUACAAAACAGAGGAAACAGAGUAGAAGACAAAAAGACUGAAAGCUGAAACCUUUCCAAAAAUGGCACAGAACCCUCAUAAGUCACUCUUCUUCUUAGCGCUAUUUACGUAUUUUACACUCGCCAGUAUUCCGGUGAUCGUUUCCGGCGAGCCCCCUCUCUUAUUCACUUUCGGCGACUCUUCCUACGAUGUGGGCAACACGAAGUUCUUCUCCUCGGAGUUCGAUCCAGCCACCGCCUGGCCUUACGGUGACUCCGUCGAUGAUCCAACCGGUCGUUGGUCUGACGGCCUCAUUGUCCCAGACUUCGUUGGUCGAUUGAUUGGUCAACGUGAACCAAUCCCUCCGGUACUUGAUCCAAAAGCCGAUCUUUCUCGAGGAGCAAGCUUCGCUAUGGCUGGAGCUGUUGUUCUUGGAUCUCAAUCCAAGACUGUAACUAUGAAUUUUGGAGAACAGAUUUCGAAAUUUGUAGAGUUGCAUAAGAAAUGGACGGAUAAAAAACGAGCAGAAGCUAUAUACAUGUUGAACAUUGGAGCUGAUGAUUACUUGAAUUUCGAAAAGGAUCAUCCAAAUGCUAAUCCUGUGGAGCAGAUUGCUCAUGUAGCCAACGUUCUCUCUAGGAUAUCAAGAGAGCUCAUGAAAUUAUACAAGUCAGGUGGGGCGAGGAAGUUUGCGGUACAGAGCUUGGGACCGCUUGGUUGCUUGCCGAUAGUGAGACAAGAGUUAAAGACAGGUGAAAGUUGUAUGGAGAUGGUUAACUUCAUGGUGAAAACGCACAAUGAAAGGCUUAGUCGUGUGCUCCAUGCGAUGACCGUACCAUACCGUGGCUUACGGUACAGCUUCUUUGAUUUCAACGGUGAAAUCCUCCGGAGGAUCAAUGAACCAUCACUCCACGGAUAUACUGAUACAAUGACUUCUUGCUGUGGUACUGGAUCGAGAAAUGCAUUCGGGUGCGGUUAUAGCAACGUGCAUUCAAAGCUCUGCAGCUACCAGAAAUCGUUUCUGUUCUUCGACGGGCGUCACAACACUGAGAAAACUGAUAAAGAAAUCGCUAAUUUGUUUUAUUCUGGAGACAAACAUGUCGUCUCUCCGGUGAAUAUAAGGGAUCUCGUAGGUAAACCUGUGUCCGAUCUUCCAGCGCAAGAAAUCUAGAAACCCUAAUCCUGUUCUGUUUCUUUGUGAAAUAAGUAAAUGGUUGUUGUUGUAAGCUGUAACACUCGAAUUCCAUUUCAUACCGAAACGAGGAUAUACAAAAAAAAAAAAACCGUUUACAUUAAAAACGUCUAGAGCCGAAACAGUGUUUAAAGAUUGUAAGGUGCAGUGACAUUAGGCGAGCUUAUUACAAGUGAGCUGAGAAUGACGCGACAAGUAACCUUCUUUAUGCGAAUAAUACAAGAACAAGACGAAAGAAUCUUAAGAAAACAAGGUUGAAUAGUGUUGAUCGUUGUUAACCUGAUUUGAAAGAAGUAAAGUUCGAUUGAUCAGAGGAACCAUAUGGAAGGAAACGAUUGGUUAUGUGCUUUCCAUUUAUCGGCAAGAGCUCGAGCGGCUAGCCGGCUACUGAGAAACCUUUCCACUGUCGCUUACCUCUUGAGCUGAAUUCAUCAGAGGAGCAAACAAAAUAUAAAAGCUCUCCGUCUCUCUCUCCGGUUAUAUACAGUACUUCAGCAACAUCUUAUGAUCAGAAAUUCAGAACAACGAAACCGCAUUGAACCGAACCUAAGAACCUCCUAAACCGAUUUUUUUCUUUUUUUAAUACGAAUGAAUCAAUGAAGCCUUGAACCGAACCGAACCGAAUCUAAACCAGCUUCGAAUUAAAACCGCCGCUUCGUCAUUCGACAACUUGAGCAGUGGCCUUGAUCAUGUUUCCUUAAUUUUCACUCAAUCACACUAUUGUUUUGUUUCCGAAGAAUCUUUCUUUCUCUUUUUUUUUGCUUUUAAAGUGAACCACCAGAUUAAAACUGAAAGUUGUUCGCAUUAUUCAAAACUGAUUUAUAUAUAAAGCAUUUCUCUUCUCAAUAUAUAUCAACCAAGCAAAGUUCUGUUAGUCAGAGAAAGAAAAUUCAUAGUAAGAAAUAAGAGAGGUUCCAAAUAGAUUUUAUUAUAAUGUUAAAUAUGUUUGGGGGGUUACAAAACAAAAAUAACGCAUUCGAGAGUGAUGAUGAUACGCUACAACAAAUAUAAAAACAGAGAGAUCAGAAGAUUACUAAAAAGUGUCAUUUAAAAA